UGAUAGCUUUGCAGAAGGCGAACGGGUUUCUUGUUCCAUCUGCCUGGGCCAGCACAUUUGGUGUCUGCAAACAGGGGGUGCGUUAAGGUUUGCAAGCCUGUGCUAUUGCAAAGAUGGGAGAGUGGAAGGAAGACCAAGGGGGGACAAGAAGCCCCCGAGAGAGAAGCAGCAGCGAGCCGAUCACGGAGAGGGAAAAGGCGCAGGUGGCGAGAUGGCUCCUUCAGGCCGGGGCAGGGGGGGAGAUGGUGUGUAAGAAGCAUCAAGAGCCUCUCAAAGUCUUCUGCAAGGAGGAUCGCGCCGUCCUCUGCCUCGUCUGCGACAAAUCCAGGCAGCACAGAAGCCACACGGUUCUCCCCCUGGAAGAGGCAGCCGAGGAAUACAAGAAUGAAAUUCAUACGCAGCUACAGUCUCUGAAAACAGAAAAGCACGCUGCCCAAAACUAUAAAGUGACCCUACAGAUGUGUACAGCAAAGUAUUUGGAAGAGAUAAAGAUUGAAAAGCAGAAAAUUUUGCGGGAGUUCCAGAAACUCCGCCUCUUUCUGGAGAAGCAGGAGGGCCUUCUCCUGGCUCAGCUGGAAGAACUAGAGAAGGAGGUGGAGAAGACACAGAAGGAAAAUGAUGCCAAACUCUCUUAUACUUUCUCCCGUCUUGGUGCCCUUAUCAGGGAUUUAGAGAAAGACUACCAGAGACCCGCCCGUGAAUUUCUGCAGGAUGUCAACAGAUCCUUAAGCCGGUGUGAAAAAGGGAAGUGCUGUUGGCCAUUGGAGAGGUUUCCUAAUCUGCAGAAGCUCAAUGAAGUCUCUCAGAAAAAUACCGUUUUAAUGAAAAACAUGCAGAAAUUCAAAGAAACAUUGUCAAUUGAGCUGAAGAGAGAAAGGAUACCUUGGCUAAACGCUGUGUGGGGUGAAAAAGCAGACCAGCCACAAAUCCUUUGGCCUGUGAUGUGUAGAGAUGUGCUGAGAAACAGCACAAAAGUGAAUGUGAUGCUGGAUCCACGGACAGCAAACCCCAAACUCUUCAUCUCCCUGGAUCGGAAGACAGUGAGGCACGGACAACACUCGCAGGCCCUGCCUGACAACCCAGAGAGAUUCGAUUCCGAGCCUUUUGUGUUGGGCUGUGAGGGAUUCUGCUCAGGGAAAUAUUGCUGGGUUGUAAAUAUAGAAGAGGGGCAGAAUUGGGCAGUUGGCAUUGCCAGAGAGUCUGUGAAGAGGAAAGGCUACAUCAGCCUCAGCCCUGAGCAAGGCAUCUGGGCUGUGGAGCAAUGCUGGGGUCAGUUCCAAGCACUUACCUCUCACUGGACUGCCCUGUCCCUGUGCAAAAAACCCAGGAGGAUCCAGGUGUCUCUAGACUACAGGAAAGGUCAGGUGGCAUUUUUUGAUGCAGAUCUGGCUGUUCCAUUCUUCACUUUUCCACCCAUCUUUUUCAAGCAGGAGAAAAUCUACCCUUGGCUCUGGGUAGGGCCAGGAUCUCAGCUUAGCUUGUGAUUCAAAAGCCUGCUGCUGCAAGUCAAGCUGGCAGUGCCUCUGUUCUUCACUAUCCUGAUAAGAGGAAAGCGUUUUUCCUGUCUCUCUGCCAAAGUAUCUAGCGGCCUGAUUUGUGUAACUCCUUCCUCCCUUUUUUAUUUCUUGUUAUUUUCAGUAAUUUGCUGUAAAUCACAGAAGCUGUAUGGCAAUUAAUCGGCUGCAAUUGAAUCACUUCAGCUGUAUUGCUUAGGAGUUGCACAAGGCUCUGGUAGAGCUCUCCAGAAAAAAAAUAGAGUGGAUUGUGUUUGUUUAUUAUUAUAGCGUCCAUUAUAACUUCUAAGGUUCACUACUUUGAGAUUUUUGUUAAUCUGUUUUGUCCUGUUUAAAUACCAUUGCUGUAGCAUUGUUUGCCGUGGUGGACAUAACAAGGAAGGAGAGGGAAUGAGAUCUCUGUAAAUUUUUUAAAGGAAGUGUCAUCAUGGAAGCCCAUAAUGUCUUCUUGGUGCCUUACUAGCACAAAUUGUGUCAAUUGCUUCAGGUGAUCUUGCUCUUUGGAGGCAUUAUCUUGCUUCAGAACUGUUCUGGGGCCACCGUCAUCUAUGCGCCCACCCUUGAUUUUCUUUGGCACCAAAUAAUGAUUUUAAAUUCCUCUCCUUUUGUGAAGGUGAUCAUAUGAACAGUCAGCCGGGAACAUGGAUUGGUGUGGAGUGGUGGAGCAUUGACAAAUAUUGUAAGAGUGGAAAGUAGAUGCAUAAGAAAACAGUUGUAGGCUGGAGCACUAUGUAUAGGGGGGAAAAACUGAAGAGAAUUUUCUAUGCUAAGCUUCUUUCGCAAGAUACCAAAUGUCUGACAAGCAACCGUAGGGAGAAAGCUUAGGCCAGCAUAGUAAUACUGUGCAGUCCAAAAAACUCUGCCUCUGACAGAAAGCACACAGUAUUUAUAGCAAAUUCUAGUCACAAAAGAAAGUUAUAGUACUUUUCCUUAUGUAGCAAAAAGAAAAUUACCAUCAGAGCAAAACACCAUGUCAGUCAUUCUUGCAGUUGGGCUAGCAGUUGUGUUCCUUAGAAUCAGCAGUACUCAUCUUCCUACCCCUCCCAAUCUCAUUUACAUGUACACAAUGUUGAUCAAAGUUUGAGGCCUACUUGCUUUAUUUCUACAAGCCACAGAACAUGUAAAAGCAGAAGUUCAGAACGUUUCUAAUACAGCAGGUGCCUCAGACAGGCUUUUGACUUCUUUGUGAAGCAACAGAACUGAAAAAUUAGUAGCUAAUAAAAUGCAGCUAGUGGUCUAAGAAAUAAACCUAUCCACUGCAUAAUUUAUUCGUAAAUGACCUGUCCGAGUAUAGAAAAAACAGUGCAUGAGAGAAAAUGAGUGUGGGCUGAAGACCCAGGCCCGGAGAAGACACGGAAUGACAGGACUAAGGAGACCACCAGCUGCAAGGUCCCCAGAGGACCCUCGCCUUUGUGACUGAAAAGCACUGUGAUCAGUUCCCUAGUGGGAGGGAAAGGAGAAGCUACAGUGGCCAUGGGCAAAGACACUUCAACAAACCUCCAGGAUAUCUGUGUCAAGGUCAUCCUACCAGGCUACAAGACCAGAAUCAGUGACUACCAAAAUGAACAUACAUGGCUAGACACCAUGACAGGAAGGCAAAUGCAGAGAAAAAGAAGAAUGGACUAUAAUGUCUGGAGACAUGUGAACCAUGCAAAUUCAUGGCCUGUUCUGCCUCAGGCCCAAUCAGAAGAAGCAGAUAGAGUCUGAUGAGAAGAGGAAACUGAGUUACUUUAUUUGAAUAGAGGGAAGACCGUGGAUACAAGGGCAAUAUAAGCCCAGUAAAACCAACCGUUCUUCAGAGGUCUGAGAAACAUCAACUUUUAUCACCUUGGGUUCAUUAUGUAUUCAAUAAGUUAUUGGUUGAGAUAGUUAAUGUACAUAUGACUUAGCAUCAUUCCAUUGGUUUCGCAUAAUUAGGGGUUGUCCCCUUACUCAACACUUUAAAAAGUUAUUUAUCAUUUCAAAGAACAAACACUCCUUCUUUGGCAACGCUGAUAUCAGUUCAAGUAUCCAUUGGGCAGAUGUCUGUUAUUUUCAUGACUAGCCCGGAUCCGUUCUCAUCCUUGAUGUAACUAGCAGAACAACUACCCAUUGUUAAUUUAUUCCAUUACAUGAUAUAGGUGCUGGGCAAAGAACAUUUCCCAAUAUUCCUGAAACAAAGGCUUUAAUACAAGUGCCCCAAUCUAUGGCAGGAUGAUGGCCAUCUAUCUCUUGCAAUGUUGACAAUGAGGGAACUCGAGAUUCUACAGGCCUGGAUCUUAAUUGUUUUGUUCUCACAGAUUCUAGAAAUGCAGUUUCAUUUUCUACUGUCAGUACUUUUGUUAGCUUGCAAGAACAAAAGAAAGAUGGGUAAGGGGCUUCUAUUUGUGUGGCUGUGUAAAGAAAAAUAAAACAUGAUUACAUCUA
Molecule: messenger RNA, 3920 nt
Organism: Eublepharis macularius
Lineage: Eukaryota; Metazoa; Chordata; Lepidosauria; Squamata; Eublepharidae
Product: E3 ubiquitin-protein ligase TRIM7-like
Exons: 7
Coding region: 114-1484 (456 amino acids)
Molecular function (GO): zinc ion binding; protein binding
Source: RefSeq, a predicted model, not a curated record